AUGAACUGCAAACAAAUUAUUGCUAGUUUUCUUGCUGAGAAAGGGAACUAUGAGGUGUUCAAAAUGGGUAGUUGUAUUAUGUGGGCUCAAUGGAAGAACGGAAAUGACAAAGUCUUCAACUGUAAAAACCGCUCCAUCCAAAGCAUCAUUAAAGAAGCUGUAUUUUGGUUCAACUACUCUAUCCUUGUACUACCGGAGGAUGAACUGCAGAUCCAAACUAAUCACUAUAGAGAAAGUGCAGCUGAGUGGAAACCACCUGAAGCUAAAUGGAUCAAACUGAAUGUGGAUGCAGCCUUUGAUAACUUCAAGGCAGGGUGGGAAGUUGUUGCAAGAGAUUCUGAUGUUGCUUUCAAAGAUUGUGUAACAAAGUCUCAUGAAGUUUUGAGUCCUAUUGAAGUAGAAACAAGGGUUGUUCUUCUGGCAGCUGACUUCACAAUAGUUAUGGGCCUGCAUAGAGUUAUAAUUGAAAGUGAUGCUGAGAAGGUGAUCAAGUUGCUAACCGAGGAAAAUGCCAAUGCCCCCUACAGAUUACGCGAGCUAAUUCUCCAGAUUAGAGCUCAGACUAAAAUAGUGACCGAGGUAAAAUUGUUCGUAUCUGAUUUGAUUUAG
Molecule: messenger RNA, 609 nt
Organism: Papaver somniferum (opium poppy)
Lineage: Eukaryota; Viridiplantae; Streptophyta; Magnoliopsida; Ranunculales; Papaveraceae
Exons: 1
Coding region: 1-609 (202 amino acids)
Molecular function (GO): RNA-DNA hybrid ribonuclease activity; nucleic acid binding
Source: RefSeq, a predicted model, not a curated record